Molecule: messenger RNA, 1555 nt
Organism: Dromaius novaehollandiae (emu)
Lineage: Eukaryota; Metazoa; Chordata; Aves; Casuariiformes; Dromaiidae
Gene: NGDN
Product: neuroguidin
Exons: 10
Coding region: 232-1365 (377 amino acids)
Biological process (GO): maturation of SSU-rRNA from tricistronic rRNA transcript (SSU-rRNA, 5.8S rRNA, LSU-rRNA)
Cellular component (GO): small-subunit processome; nucleolus
Source: RefSeq, a predicted model, not a curated record
CCCGUAGGGGCCACGUGUGGGGCUGGAGGACUGUACAAAGAACACUUGUGGGGCUGGAGGACCCCAUAGAGGACACGUGUGGGGCUGGAGGACUCCAUAGAGGACACGUGUGGGGCUGGAGGACCCGUACGGGCCACGUGUGGGGCUGGAGGAGGGCUCGGAGUCCUCCCGCUCCUGGCCCCGCCCUCCCGGCCCCGCCUCCGGCCGCCUCUACCCGCGCUGCCGCUCUCUAUGGCCCGCCGCCGCCUCUCAUUGGCCGCGCCACCUGCCUAUCCCCGCGCAAAGCCCGCCCCUUCCUCCCGCCGCCCUGAUUGGCCGCCCCAUCCCGCCACACCGCCUCCAGGGGGCGGGAAACCUCCGCCCCGCCCCCGCGCCGCUCUCAUUGGCCCACGGCGGCGGCGGCGGCGCGCGCUGAUUGGCCGCGGCGGCGGCGGCGGCCCGCGCGGCCCCAAGAUGGCGGCGGAGGUGGCGGAGGCGCUGACGCUGCUGGCGGCGCUGCGGGACCAGGUGGCCGCCGUCACGGCGCACGCGCGGACGCUGCUGCGGCGGGUGCGGGAGGGGCAGUUCCGCACCGAGCAGGGGCCGUCCCUGCUGGAGCUCCGCCCCCAGCUGCUGCUGCUCUACCUGCAGGACCUGGCGCUGCUGGCGGGGGCCAAGGUGGGCGGGGCCUCGCUGGGGGCGGAGCCCGCCCUGCCCCGCCUCCUGGAGACCCGCGUGGUGCUGGAGAAGAUGCGGCCGGUGGAGCAGCGCCUCAAGUACCAGGUGGAGAAGCUGCUGCGGGCGGCGGCCGCCGGGGCCCUGGGUGACAACGACCCGCUGCGCUUCCGCCCCGCCCCCGGCAACAUGACGACGCGGGAGGAGGAGGAGGAGGAGGAGGAGGAGGAGGAGGAAGGAGCCGCGAAGGCGCCGGGGCUGGGAGGGGGGCGCCGCUACGUGCCCCCCCGCCUGGUGCCCGUGCAGUACGCGGAGGCCCCCCCGGAGCGGGCGGCGCGGGAGCGGGAGCGGGAGCGGCGGCUGCGGCGGGCGCUGAGCAGCUCGGUGCUGCGGGAGCUGCGCCAGGAGCUGAGCGAGGCCCCCGAGGAGCUGCCGGCGGGGGGGGGGGCGGCCCAGCCCCACGGCGGGCGGCUGCAGCGCGAGAGGACGCGGCUGGAGGAGGCCAUGCUGGUGCGGCUGAGCGAGGGGCGGCGGGGGCGGCGGCGGCGGGGGGGGGCGGCGGGGGCCGAGAGCCUGGAGGCCGUCGCCCGCUUCGGCGCCGCGGGGGCCCUGCUGGCGCCCCACGAGCAGGACGAGACCCCCCCCAAGAAGAGGAAGAAGAGGCCGAAGGCGGCGAAGAGGAAGACGAAGGGUUUCCGCCGGCGACGCUGAUCCCGCCCCCCCCCGCCGGCUGCGCCUCGUUACCUCGUUGCCGCGGCGACGCUGGGGGUAAUUAAGGCACCGGUGAUUAAUUGAGGCCUUGAAGUAAUUAGCGGCUGAUGGGGGGAGGCGGCGGCAGAGAGUAAAAUCGGCGUUUUUUAAUUAAAAAUAUGAAAAUGGGGAAAAACGGCCCCAAAAAGAA